Molecule: messenger RNA, 5373 nt
Organism: Eublepharis macularius
Lineage: Eukaryota; Metazoa; Chordata; Lepidosauria; Squamata; Eublepharidae
Gene: TRNP1
Product: TMF1 regulated nuclear protein 1
Exons: 1
Coding region: 1-582 (193 amino acids)
Biological process (GO): regulation of cell population proliferation
Cellular component (GO): nucleus
Molecular function (GO): DNA binding
Source: RefSeq, a predicted model, not a curated record
AUGCCCGGCGACGCAGCGGCCCCUGGCGGCGAAGCCAUGACGCCGCGCCGUUCGCGUGCCUCGGAGGCGGCGAAGCCGGAGGAGGGCAGUGACGCCGCCGCGGCCAACCGGGAGCCGGAGGGGCGCGGCGCCUCGGCGGCGUCGUUGCCGGCGGCCGUGCGGGGGGCUCUGGAGCUGGCCGAAGCCCGACGGAAGCUGCUGGAGGCCGAAGGCCGGCGCCAGCUGGUCUCCGAGCUGGAGAGCCGCGUCCAGCAGCUGCACCGCGUCUUCCUCGAGGCCGAGCUGCGCAUGGCCAACCGCGCCGAGAGCCUGGGCCGCCUGGGCGGCGGCGUGGCGCAAGCCGAGAUCUACCUGGCGGCGCACGGGCAGCGCCUCAAGAAGAACCUGCGGCGCUGCCAGAAGGCGCGGGCCCCGGCCCUGCUGGCCUCCGCGCUGGGACUGGGCAGCUGCGUGCCCUGGGCGGCCUGCCGGAUGCGCCGCGGCCGAGGGGGCGCGCCGGAGCCGCCCGAGUCGCCCUUCAAGAGGAGUCUGCCGGGGGCGGCGGCGGCUUCUUCGCAGCCGCCCGGGAGAGCCCGCCCUUAGGUGGGGGGACUCAGGGCACCGCCGGCUUCAGCGCCCCGAGCUGGAGCGGGGACUGCCUCUGCCAAGGGCUUUGUGUGUCCUGCCCGGCCUUGGAGGUGGGGACGUAUGCUGAGGUCGGGGGAUGAGAGUGUGUGUGUGGCUAGGGACAAUCACAUAUAUUGACUUCUAAACUUUUGUCCUGCACUUCCUCCAGGGAGCUCAGGGUAGUACGCAUCAAUCACCCCCUCUCCUUUUUGCCCUCACAACAAUCCUGUGAGGUAGGAUUCGGUUGUCAGCGUGCGACUUGGCCCUAGGUCAUCCAGCCAGCUUCCACUGCAGAGUGGGGAUUCGAACCCGAGUCCCCCAGAUCCUUGUCCAUCAUCAUAACCAAUACACUCUGCUGAUGGGUUGGAUUCUCAUUGACUCAUUCCCUCCUUGCAAACCAUUUGCAUGCCGUAAGCAAUGUCCAAUUCUCAUAGGUGACAUCAGCCUUUCCACAUGCCUGAAUCUUGUAUCCAUUUCAGAGUGGUGAGGGUAGUUUUAUGUUGACUUCCAGUCAUGCUGCCCUGUGGUGAGGUAGUUAUGAGAAGAAUCCCCAGGAUUUAGAUGCUGUCCUAACCUGAUACAGAACUUCAAAUCAAUACAGGGUUACUGCCUCUUGCUUUGUUUGCCACAGACAGAGCUGCCCAUGAGAAUUAACUUAUAUUUCCUUUAGUGUGCAAAAUUCCACCAUUCGCUUGUGGCAAAUGAAUCUAGCCUGUUUGUCAUGAGCAAGAGAGUGGGGCGCCAUUAGCUUUAAUGCAGCGGCUGGUAUGGAGUGGCUGGUAUAUCCUGUCUUCUGUUUUAAGCCCUCCUGAGAGAGAUGUUAUCAUUUGCUUUCAUCCUUGCUUGUGGCAGUAAAAUUAACGCUGUGGCACUUUACAGACUGGAUUUUUCUAAAUUCUAGAAUAUGCAUUUACGAAUUAGAGCCCAGUUCAUGAGUGGUUAUGUAGUAGAUUGUCUCUUUCUGUGUAUAGGAUCCACCUCAUACUGCAGAUGGCCGUAAAAGCGGAUUCAAAAAUUUAAAAAUGGUUAGUUUUUAAAGUACCACAACAAGACUCCAGUUGGGUUUUGCUGCAACUCUGGAGUUCAUGGCCAUGGAGGAAACCUUUGGCAGGGACCAUUGGCUCUGGGACCUCUCUGAAAUCUUCAGCAUCAGGGAUCUGGGGAGAUCCCCUUGGGAAGCAGAAGGAAAAGACCGGGUGGUGCCCGUCUGUUCUUGGGCAGUUAUUUUCUGCCCAUCUUGGAUCCAGUCCUGGCAGGUAAGAGUGUUGUGUUUCUUCAGAACCCGGAAACCUCUCAGCUUGGCUUGUGUAACAGUGACACCAAGUAGUUUUCUGUAUCCUGUUACUGUCCUUUCUAAAUGAGGUGACUGGAUGUAACAUGAGCAAGCCAAGCAGAAUGGCCCUUGUGGAGCUGGCAGCAUCACAGGGUCCAAUCACCAUGGCCUGAGUUUGAGCCCAAAGGACCUUGUGGCCCUGCUAGUACUUCAGGGGCUGCUGAACUCAGCUUGCUCCUGCCUACCAGUGGCCCAUGGGCAACUUCCUUGGUAUGCUAAAUGGCCAUUUGGCCUCCUUUCUUCUGAAACCUGACUGCAUCUGUAAAGAAGGAAACUGGUUCAUGAGGAGGAGAGCCCAUGUUAUUUGGACUUGCCUGCAUGUUAUUUGCCACAAAGCCAAGCUCAAAGAACCGGUGUUGUAGAAGGGCAGAUUUCCCACCAGAUGUUGACCUCUGUCACAUGGACUUGGUUUUCAUUGGAGACUUUCCCACUAGCUCCUACUCAAGAUUAGCACUUUAUUUGCCCUAGUUGAUGGUUGUUACAGUUUUUCAUCUGUUUCCCUUAUUCACGGAGAACUGAGUCCAAUAGGUCUUCCUUCAUUUUGUCCUCAUCCAUAUGAAACUUUCCAUUUUCAGCUAAGAAGAUUGUCUUUUGGAACUGCCCCAAGCCAGAGGCCCUCUGACUUGCCCUUCUUGCUGCUCUGUACAUGGCAUUGACUUGGACUAAGAAGAAACUCGUCCAACAAUGAUUGUAUGAUAAGUCUUCAAGGCCUCCUGAUCGCAGCUGGGCUUUCCUGCUGGUGUGAAUGUACACAGUUCAGCACUCUCAGAAACAGAUCACUUCUCAUGUUGACAAUGUUCCUGGUCACAGGAAGGCAAACGACUUUGAAUAUAAUGAGGGCUAACACACCCCUCCCUCGGCUGCCACUUGGCUGAUAGGAGCUUUAAAGCAUUUUAUAGCACUUUGGACAUUGAUGGUGACUUUUUGUUUGCUGUUUGGUUUCCACAGGGUAGUGUUUCGGUGCACAAUCGGUAAUAAAGUGCUCCUGUCCAAGUGCCGCUGCAGUGCAUGGUAGCCAUGCAUGCACAAUACAGUCCUCUUGCGUGAUCCCCAUUCACUUUGUCAAGCUUUGGACAGGAACACUAAAGGUUGUGGCCUUAGCUUGUGGCUCUGCAGCCUUUUACAAUUGAAGAGCGAAACUAGUGCAAAAUUCAGAGCAAGUGAUCAACAAUGAGCCAGUAUAAGAGAGGCCAUUUGCUUAAAUGAAAAUGUCAACAUUACUGAUAACAGACCUGUUGAUUCAUAAUCUGAAAUUUCUGCAGCCAAAACACUGGUGAUUUCAAACCCUUUGUUAAGAAAUCGCACCCACAAGGUCUCAUAAUAAGUCAUAAAUAUACACAGGUGUACCUUGCUCAAUUGCUUUAGUGCACUGGCAUAAAUCUCUGCAUGGUUUGCACUUGAAUUCCUAGCAACUGUUCAUCCACAAUCAUUCCCCUUUUGUAAAGCAUCUGCCAGAAGUCCUUCAAUCCCAUAAGAAUCUGACUGUCAUUCUCAUCACGUUCAAACAUCUAAUCAUCUUGUCCAAUAGUUUAACUUGAAGAUCUCAUUUUUUUUUAAUAUAGCCAUAUUUGGUUCAGUCCUGAGCUACAUCUGGCUCUAGAACCAGAGGUUGCAGACUCUUGCCUCAGCCUUUUUCAGCCAUCGGAUGUAUGGUAUUACAAAAAAAAAAUCCAGAAUUUGUACAUAUUGCAGUAACCAUGUUUUAAGCCAUCUCACUGAGAGAUUAGAUAGAACCAGACUUCAGAGCAGGGGUCUUUAUGCCCCAAAGAUGCUGAAAUAAAAGCUGGUGUAGGUGUUUAAUAGGAUCUGGAUAGGUGUUUGAAUUCCAUGCACAAGUACCUGCUGAUUAUAUUGUGCGAUUUAAGCAAUUCCCGCUGCAAACAGGUAGAAAUUCCCAAUUGAAUUCUGUUGCUUUGCAAGAAAAUGGAGUGGCAGGAAAGGAUGCAUGAGGAUCGGGUGUGGAGUUGGUGCUCAGGAGAUUUUGAAGAGAACAGAAAUGACGCCCUCUCACAAUCUGUAUGCCCUUUGGAUUUUUCUUAGUUGUACUAAUGUGUUUCUGAGCAUUUUAACUUCAAUCUUCAGGACUAGAAACUUGCUGAAAAUGAAAUGAAGGAAGCUAGACUUUCAGGAUUGGAAUAGAGCCACCAGAUUACACACAAUUGUUAUCAUAAAGAGAGGACAAAAAAUAGGUUAUUUGCACCUGUAGCUGAAACAAUUGGUGGUGGUGAAUUUUAAGUGUUCUUAAAUGUAAAAUUUAGAGAGAGAGAGAGAGAGAGAUGAAUAUAGGAAUCAUUUGUUAGGUCUACAAUGCAACUCAAUGCAGAAUUUUAAUGCUAAUUAAAGUCAAUUGGUGUAAUUUGGUUUAGGUUUGUUAUGUGAUACUCACAUUUUGAAUCUGCAAAAUUCAUAGAAGGUCAAAUGUACGUGACCCUUCCCAACUCUAUUACAAUGGAGUAUACAGGCACACAUGCUAAAGUCCUAGAGAAAUCUGGGGAGCUAAGGUUGCACCUUUUAAAAAAGGCUUUACUCCUGUGCUUUUUAACAGCUUUGAGAUAUAGAGGCAUUCAGCUGGUGAAGUUUCCCGGUUGCUUCUUUCCCUGCCCUGAAAAGUUUCACCCGCUAAAUUUCUUCUUGUUAAGCAUAAAAGAUUGCUUAUGACACAGGAGCUGGACCUGUAGAAAAUGAAGCAACUAUACAUGGGGGUUAAAUGCCGCUCAUUCUGUUCUGUGUUGAGAUUGGGAUCUUCAACACAGUUACCAUGGAAGAAUUCCCGCCGAAAUCUACUGACUGACUUCUGGUAGACUUGCACUAGGUAGUCUGCCUUGAGUCUUGGUGAGAAAGGCAGGCUAUAAUUUUUUUUUAAAAAAAAAAUCCAUGUGCCCAAGAGAACUUGCGCGAAGGGUUAAGUCAGUAAUAAGGUUCCCAUAAGACACCUCUGGAACGUACCAUAAAAGAUCCUCAGAGGUGCCACGUAUAUUUCAUUAUGAUGCAAAUAGGAAUACGUGUGGUUUUGUUCUUGGAGAAUGGGCAGGUGCUGAACUUUAGGGGGAGGACCAAGGAUCAGGAACCAGGUCCAGCUGCCUCACAACAGGUUUUAUUAUUAGUUUUUAUUUUAAGUAAAGUCACAAUUGGUUACAAGACUGCCAAAGACUGGACAAAUAAAAGCUUGCUCUUCAGGCGCUUUUUUAAAAGGGUGAACUGUUGACUGCUGGAGGAAAGAGUAUAUCUUACGAUUUUUUUUAAAAAAAGAACCGCUGAUGUGUGUGCUGCAUUGCACUUCCAUGAGUGACAGGAACUACCUGAAUGCGGAAGAGAGACAGCUGGUCUGUUAUGUAAUCUCUGCCUCCUGGAUGUUUCUGAUGAAUGAAUCCGGUUGCUGCUUUGCUCAGGCUCAGUGGGAAUGAAUGUACAAACUUCUGUUGCAGGCACCUGCU